AUGUAUGUGAUUGAGAGCAAAACAGCAGCUAUAGGAUGUAUGAUACUUUCGUUAUGUUGUUUGGGAAGUUGGCCUGCGAUUUUGACUCUUUUGGAGAGAAGAGGUCGUCUUCCUCAACAUACUUUUCUUGAUUUCACAACCGCUAACCUCUUGGCCGCGAUCGUGAUCGCAUUUACACUCGGUGAGGUUGGAAAAAGCACGUUUCAAAUGCCUGACUUCACCACUCAGCUCCUUCAAGAUAAUUGGCCGUCGGUGUUGCUUGCGGUCGUUGGCGUUGUGCUUUUAAGCGUUGGGAAUUUAGCGACUCAAUACGCUUUAGCGUUUGUCGGUUUACCGGUUACCGAAGUUAUAACCGCAAGCAUCACCGUUGUCAUUGGAACCACGUUGAAUUAUUUCUUGGACGACAAGAUAAACAGAGCGGAGGUUCUUUUCCCGGGAGUAGGUUGCUUCUUGAUCGCUGUCUUCCUUGGCGCUGCUGUUCACUAUUCUAAUGCAACUGAUGUCAAAGCUAAACUAGAGUCUUUACCUAGCGAGUAUAAAGCUGGGAUACACAGGGAAGGGGAUUUCUAUUCUUCCAUUAAAAAAGGUGAGGACAACCCUGAAAAAGGUUUGUCCUUACCCUUAACAGAGGAAACUGAUCUCGAGUCUCAUGAGCAACCAGUAGAAAAAGCGAAAGCGGGGACGGCAGGAUUCUUUGUAGAGCUAGAGAACAAAAGAGCAAUCAAGGUCUUUGGAAAGAGCACAAUGAUCUGACUCUUUUUAACGCUCUUCGCUGGAACCUGCCUCUCUUUGUUCUCUCCUGCAUUCAACUUGGCAACAAACGGUCAAUGGAGCACAUUGCCAAAAGGCGUGCCUAAGCUUGUUGUCUACACGGCCUUCUUCUACUUCUCCAUCGCGGGUUUUCUCAUCGCUCUGAUUCUAAACCUCAUCUUUCUUUACCGGCCUAUGGCAGGCUUAGCGAGAUCAUCGCUUAAGAAAUAUGUAAAAGACUCUAAAGGUAGAAGUUGGGCUGUUUUUGCUGGCUUCUUGUGUGGGUUUGGUAAUGGUUUGCAGUUUAUGGGAAGUCAAGCUGCUGGAUACGCGGCUGCAGACUCUGUCCAAGCACUACCUCUUGUGAGCACAUUUUGGGGUAUAAUUUUGUUUGGAGAGUAUUGGAGAUCGUCCAGAAGAACUUAUGUACUUCUCGUUAGCAUGUUGCUCAUGUUUGUGGCGGCAGUGGCCAUUCUCAUGGCGUCUUCUGGUCGCCGUGGUCACCGGAAAUGA
Brassica oleracea var. oleracea is the source of this 1263-nucleotide messenger RNA. Its product is annotated as ureide permease 4. The transcript is spliced from 7 exons. NCBI's taxonomy places the organism in Eukaryota, Viridiplantae, Streptophyta, Magnoliopsida, Brassicales, Brassicaceae. Gene Ontology annotation, biological process: nitrogen compound transport. Gene Ontology annotation, cellular component: membrane. The record is from RefSeq and is a predicted model, not a curated record. Gene Ontology annotation, molecular function: allantoin:proton symporter activity; uracil:monoatomic cation symporter activity.